Daphnia pulicaria is the source of this 1621-nucleotide messenger RNA. It is a transcript of the gene Pisd, whose product is annotated as phosphatidylserine decarboxylase proenzyme, mitochondrial-like. The record is from RefSeq and is a predicted model, not a curated record. Gene Ontology annotation, cellular component: mitochondrion. Gene Ontology annotation, molecular function: phosphatidylserine decarboxylase activity. Bases 151 to 1515 code for a protein of 454 amino acids. NCBI's taxonomy places the organism in Eukaryota, Metazoa, Arthropoda, Branchiopoda, Diplostraca, Daphniidae. Gene Ontology annotation, biological process: phosphatidylethanolamine biosynthetic process. The transcript is spliced from 7 exons.
CUAAACGAAAGGCACGUUUUAAGUCGUCUGCUGAUGUUGACGAUUGAAAAUUGAAUUGUAGUUGAGAAAAAUUUCCAGCAUCAAAAUUGAUGCAUCGUUUUCUACUUGUUGGAUAUAUUUUGAAUCGUUAAGUUUCUCUAGUUCUUGAGCAUGUCAGCCUUGUUUGUUCGUGUACCCUUGACGGCCUUCCGAGUAAAUCUUCAUCGAGUGUACCUCCCACGUCAACAAAAAUGCGCUAACCAAUGGAUGUCCUCGUCCUGGCGGCCCGGAGAUGUUCGAUGCAUAAAUGUCAUGUGCUAUUCAACAGGACCACUAACGAGGUCGAUCUUCAGGCGAAGCGUGUCAUCAUCGUCGACUGGCGAAUCAGGCGAUGUCAAAACAACGAUCGCUGCCACAGCGGCAACCACUGCCGCAUUCAAAGGGGCCAAGAAUUCUCGCUGGAGACGUUUCAUCGUCAAACCUUUCGUCUACGUCCAGUUCUUCUUCGGCAUUGGAUUGCUGGCCCUCGCCUUUCAACAAUUCCGGAGAAAAAAUGCCCACCCAGACCAAUCGCCAGAACUUAUCGCCAAGGAUUGGGAGGUGCUUUAUUAUCGUAUCAUCCCCUUCCGGGCCAUAUCGCGCGCUUGGGGUUGGUUAACCAACCGUCAUUUACCGGUUUGGGCGCGACAACCGAUUCUGGGUCUUUACGCACGAACGUUUAACUGCAACCUGGAGGAAGCGCUCGAUGGUAAUCUGGAAAAUUAUUCAUGUUUGGCCGAAUUCUUUCGAAGGAAACUCAAAAGCGGAGUUAGACCGAUCGAACCGGCCAGCUCGGUGGUUGCCCCAUCGGAUGGCACGGUGCUCAACUUUGGUCGUGUCACGGCCGGCAUGAUGGAACAGGUCAAGGGCGUGAGCUACUCGUUGGGUGAGUUUCUCGGUCCAGCAUACUGGCGAAAUGGACCUGAAGUCCAACCCGCCGGCCAGACUGAGUUGGAAUACGAAAAAUCACUUCUCGUCAACAAAGACAACGACUUGUUCCAUUGCGUUAUCUACCUAGCUCCAGGAGACUAUCACUGCUUCCAUUCGCCGGUGGAUUGGACAGUCAAUUUUAGACGACACUUUCCAGGAGCGUUGCUCAGCGUCAAUCCGAGCAUCGCCAAAUGGGUGGCCGGAUUAUUCAGCCUCAACGAGCGGGCGGUGUACGUCGGGCGAUGGGCCCACGGCUUCUUCUCUAUGACGCCGGUUGGCGCCACUAACGUUGGCUCCAUCCGAGUCUACGCCGACGAGAAGCUGAGAACCAACUGCACAAAGUGGGCCCUGCCCUUGCCUUACUACGACCGCUACAUGUGCCCAGAAGAUUCGGAUGAAAUCCCGCUCAAAAAAGGCGAAAUUUUCGGCGAAUUCAAUCUCGGGUCCACCAUCGUUCUCAUUUUCGAAGCGCCAAAAGAUUUCGAGUUCAAAAUCCGACCGGGGGAAAAGAUUCGAAUGGGCCAGUCACUCCACUUUACCCAUUCCGCCACGGAAGCAUCAGACUAGUAUAGAAAGGGGGAAAACAAAUUUGUUUAUUUUACCGAGAAGCUUUUGAUAUAAUUUUCUGUUGACAGUUACGUGUUGUUGAUUGUUGAUUGAAAAAAAAUGGAGG